Chara braunii is the source of this 3576-nucleotide messenger RNA. Lineage: Eukaryota; Viridiplantae; Streptophyta; Charophyceae; Charales; Characeae. The record is from the annotation of a GenBank genome assembly.
GUCCGUUCGACAGACACUUUGACGCCGCCGCCUAAUAAUUUAUCAUGAUUAAAUAUUUUUGAUUGAAGUACUCACUCAUCAGUACAGAUAAAUAUGUAUAUACAUAUCAGUCUAUAAAUAUCCGUACACCUUCCCUUCUUCCAAUUAAUCAAUCAGUAUACAUAUAAGAAUCCGUAGUACAUCUUUCCAUCCAGUAAUCAAUCUAUAAAUCAACCCAUCAACCAAUCAAUCAUGGGGUCAGUGCUUUCUCGCGGCAACAGCGAUGGACGGGGGUGGGAAUCGCUUCCCGCCGCCGGUGGAUCGACUGAUUACGCGGUCGGGAUCGAUCUUGGAACGACGAACAGCUGCGUCGCUGUCUGGGAUCGCGGCGUCGUCGAGAUCAUCGCCAACGACAACGGUAAUCUGACGACCCCGUCCUGCGUGGCCAUCACCGAGGAUGGCGGGUACUUAGUCGGCGAGUGCGCUAAGGACCAGGCAACAACGAAUCCGAAGAGAACCUUCGUACACAUCAAGAGGUUGUUAGAUCGACGGCUGGCAGACGUGCAACGUCAGACAGAUAGCUGCCUCUGGCCUUACUCAUUAGUGGAAGAGGAGGGGCGAUGCGUGAUAGAGGUGGAGGUUGAGAAUAGGAAAACGAAGUACGCGCCAGAGGACCUGCUGGCCUUAAUCUUAAUGAAGAUGAAGGAGACGGCCGAAGCGCGCCUGGAUACUGUUGUGGAUAAGGCAGUGAUUACAGUUCCCGCCAAUUUUUCACAGGCACAGAAGGUAGCGACAAAAAUUGCCGCAAGGCUGGCAGGUCUGGAGAUUGUCAGACUCCUCACGGAGCCGGCAGCGGCGGCGCUCGCUUAUGCCUGCAAGUCCUCCAUCCAAAUGGAUUAUACCACUGGAGGACGAGGAGGAGGAGGAGGAGGAAGAGGAGGGGAAGGAGGAGGAGGUCUAAGAGGCAGCUUCAGGUGUUGUACGGAUGGCGGGGGUAGUUAUGGUUUCGGCGGGAGCAGCAGCAGCAGAAGGAGGAGGAGAGGCAGGCAUUUCCAAUCGGAUGGGAUUGGUCCUCCCCGAGUGCUGUUUGUCGUUGAUUGGGGUGGGGGCACCUUCGAUGUCUCCGUGAUGACUGUUCGGCGGGAAACUUACACAGUCAUUGGUCAGGAUGGGGACACACAACUUGGCGGGAAAGAUAUCGAUGACGUUAUGGUGCAGCACUUUGUCGACGAUUUCUACACGAAGCAUGGGAUCAAAUUACAUCAGUAUCCAAGACCAAUGAGGCGCCUCCGUACCGAGUGUGAGAAGAUGAAACACGCUCUCUCUUCCUGCAAAUACGUCCGCAUUGUGAUAGAUGGGUUGUGUGAAGGGAAGGAUUUCGAGAUGAAGAUGACGAGGGACAAGUUGCAGGAGCUCGCGGCUCCGUUCUUUGACAGGUGCAUGCAUCUGGUCGCAAGGGCGCUCGCAGAUGCAGGGGUGGAGAGGGCCUCCAUUUGGAAGGUGGUUUUGGCGGGAGGCACUAUGCGAAUGCCCGGGAUUCAAGAUAAGAUGGAAGAGUAUUUCGGCGAGGGGAAGUUGAGCCGCGCGAUUAAUCCCGACCAUUGCGUCGCGAUCGGGGCCACGUGGCAGGCGGCGCUUGACAUGGGAUUGGCUGACGUGGACUGCAUAGGGGACCUCGCGGUGGUGGAGUCGGUCCCGCUCAGCAUCGGAGUCAAAAACGCGGGAGGCGUGUUUGUCAAAUGCAUCCGACGAAACACACCUUAUCCAGUCAUGAAGAAGCAGAGCGAUUGGAGGACGGGUUUCGAUGGCGCCACGUCAGCAACGAUGGUAGUGUACGAGGGAGAGAGAUUGAACGCUGAGGAGAAUCAGCAACUCGGGGAGGUGACGUUGUACGGCCUGGAGCCGAAGGAUAAGGAUGGGAGAGUUCGCCUGGAGGCGAGUCUGGAGAUCGACGAGGACGGGAUCUUGACAGCCAUGUUAACGGACCUAUCCAGUGACGGAGGGGACCGAAAAAAGGCUUGGAAAUCAUUUGGCCGAAAUUGGGGGAGGUGCACCCGUCAGGAGGCACACGUGGCGGCGAGCGAAGCCACCACAUUGAAAGAGACGGACAAAAUCAGUCUGGAGAGGUCUAGGGCUCGAUGGCAGCUCAAGGAGGCCAUCCGUCAGAUUCAGUGGAAGAUUCGAGAUACGAAGGACACGGAUGAAGAGGCGAGGAUGAGGAAGAUCGUACUCGAGGCGCAGCAGUGGUGGGAGGAGAAUCGGGAUCGCGACCUCGGGGCUGACGAGUACCGCAACAAAAGGCAGGAGGUCGAAACCAAAUAUCGCUUGAGAAUAGUUCAUGCAGAGGCACAGCGUCGAAGGGCGUCCAUUCGACAACGACGGCAUACAUCCAAUGACUUGAGCAGUGACGAUGACGAUAAAGGGUAUGAGGGCAGCAAUGAGUCCAACGACGAUAUCAUCAAUAUGGAUUUUAACAGGGGUGUGGACGACGCUACAGUGGGAGCAGUGGGAGGUGAGGACGGUCAUCGAGACAGUACUGCCGCGGGGCUGCAGGGUCAGCGAUGUUCUACGAGAUUGAGGGAAGAGACAGAUCAUGGUGCGGGGGGGGCAGGCAGGGGCGGAGGAGGUGGACGAUCGGGGGGACAGACUCCUCUUUCCCCUCGUAGGGGGAGAUUCGAGGUUGUUCGCAGCCAUUCAUCCUCUGCAAGGGACGAAGCCAACACGAUCGGCUCGUUGACCGAUUUCCUCGGCUUGUCGAUGGGUCCUCCAUCGACCCCGCAUGAUGAUGGAGAGGCCCCGGGGUGUCUCGAGCAGUUUGUUGAUGAGGCGGCUCGGGGGAUGGAAGGUACGCCUGGAGGGGCCAUGCGGCACACGGGGGAUGAUGUCGAUUGUCCACCCAUCCACGAGAUUGAUGUGGAGACGGAUGUGGACAGGAAGGACAAAGAGGAGAGGCAGCGAGCGCUGGUGCUUGCUCAGUCCUACCCUGUGACACAGGAUAUUAGAGCGACCUUGGAUGUUGCUUGCGCCCUUGAGACGGGCGUUGCACUCGUCGGUGCUGCGGAUUGUCGGGAUACCGACGGUACGAGGGAGCGGAUCCAGGAUUCCGAGGAGGUUGACGAGGGGGACGACCCCCAAACUGUGCAGGGUGAUGGCAGAGUUUGCAGACCGGGACUUGACCCCAUUCGAGAUGAGGAUGACGAUGCGGAGGGAGGUGGUGAUGGGGGUGUCGGUGGAGGGGAUGCACCUCAUGGAGGAUCGGAUACAGUUGCUCGACAUGAUGCAUGCGAGGAGGACAGACGGACCACAGCUGGAGGGCAUCAGGCGGAUGCAGGAGGUAGUGGCAGUAGUGUGUGUGUUGCACAUACACAGCGAUCUGCAGAUGAGGGACAUGGCGAGCAGGCAACCUUUUCAGCAAUGGUCGGCCGCCCUAACGCGGUUGUGGUGGGAGUUUGUGUGUCGCCCUCGGGUGGCGGCAUGCCCACAACAAUUCUGGAGUGAGAUGGGAGGGAGGAUCCUUUGGCGGCAGAUCAGCGAGGGCGGACGGAGGAUGACAGUAGGAGAGCUUUGGCAGCCCCCCCACUAUAUGCACCGUGUAGC